Molecule: messenger RNA, 619 nt
Organism: Tribolium castaneum (red flour beetle)
Lineage: Eukaryota; Metazoa; Arthropoda; Insecta; Coleoptera; Tenebrionidae
Gene: COX5A
Product: cytochrome c oxidase subunit 5A, mitochondrial
Exons: 2
Coding region: 96-554 (152 amino acids)
Biological process (GO): mitochondrial electron transport, cytochrome c to oxygen
Cellular component (GO): mitochondrial inner membrane
Source: RefSeq, a predicted model, not a curated record
GCGCGUUUAAAAGCCCCGUAGUUCACUUUAUUGGCACUUGUCACACCGAGUGUUCAUCGCCAUCGUGAGGUUUUGUUGUAAUUUUGCCAAAAAACAUGUUCCGUACAACAGCCCUCCGCUUAACCUCCCUCGUGAGAGGGGCUGUGCAAGUCUCAAAGCCCUCUGUGGCCACAACAACACGGUUCAUGUCCGCUCACAGCACAGAGACAGACGAACAGUUCGAUACGAGGUACGAGAACUUCUUCAACAGGAAGGACAUUGAUGGGUGGGAAAUCAGGCAAGGGAUUAAUGAUCUUUGUGGGCAUGAUUUGGUCCCCGAACCUAAAAUCCUGAUUGCGGCUUUGAAGGCUUGCCGCAGGGUUAAUGACUAUGCUCUUGCCGUGAGGAUUGUUGAAGCUGUGAAAGAUAAAUGUGGAGGGAAAGUCAACGAGAUCUACCCCUACAUCAUCCAGGAAAUCAGGCCCACUCUCUCUGAACUUGGAAUUGAUACGCCUGAGGAGUUGGGCUAUGACAAGCCAGAAUUGGCCCUGGAGUCAGUCUAUGACAUUCACUAGAUGUCUGCUUAGUUAGUCAAUGUAUCGUGUUAUUAAUUAAAUAAUAAAACAGUAUAUAAGUUAAA